This is a messenger RNA of Brassica oleracea var. oleracea, 1869 nucleotides long. RefSeq names its product putative disease resistance protein At4g11170. Gene Ontology annotation, molecular function: ADP binding. Gene Ontology annotation, biological process: defense response; signal transduction. The transcript has 3 exons. The coding region runs from base 1 to 1869 and encodes 622 amino acids. The record is from RefSeq and is a predicted model, not a curated record. NCBI's taxonomy places the organism in Eukaryota, Viridiplantae, Streptophyta, Magnoliopsida, Brassicales, Brassicaceae.
AUGGCGUCCUCUUCCUCUCGGACUCGCCUUUGGAAGUACGAUGUGUUCCUGAGCUUUCGAGGACCAGACACUCGGAAAAACAUUGUCAGCCAUAUAUACUCCGCACUCCGUAACAAAGGAAUCUUUACUUUUAAAGACGACCGGACGCUGGAGGUAGGAAACUCGAUUCCAGACGAACUUGUAAGAGCCAUCCAGACCUCACGGUUUGCCGUAGUUGUCAUCUCAGAAAAUUACGCCGCUUCGACUUGGUGCUUGGAGGAACUCCGGAUGAUAAUGGAGCUUCAGGCGGUGGAAGGUGGCAUCAGUGUGGUUCCAAUCUUCUUUCGAGUUGCGCCUUGUGACGUUAGACAUCAGAGCGGAAGUUUUGGGACUGCUUUUGCUAGCAGGGUAAGCCACGAAAAGGCUGAGAAGGUUACUCUAUGGAGAACAGUUCUUACCAAAGUCGCAAAUCUGUCAGGCUUCGACUCCAGCGUAUGUGUGGACGAGGCAACGAUGGUCGAGGACGUUGUCCGACAUCUAUUAGACGGUCUGUUCCCUGCGCACACUACAGACGACGAAGAUGUUGUUGGGAUGAGCCGACACAUGGAAGGCUUAGCUUCUCUCUUGGAAAUGGAAUCAGAGGAAGAGGUUCGUUUUGUAGGAAUUUCGGGAAUGGGGGGAGUAGGCAAAACCACCAUCGCCAAGUAUCUCUAUAGACGGUUUUCACGUCAGUUCCCAGUUCGUUGUUUCAUAGACGGCAUCGCCAAGGUUUACAAGGAGAAGGGUCUCCCUUACCUGCGGAAGAAGUUCCUCUCCCAAAUCUUCCGUGAUGAACAUGUAAGUCUCGGAAGUGUUGGAGCUGGAUCCGAUGAAAUAAAGUCGAGACUCGGGCACCAAAAGCUGUUUGCUGUGCUUGAUGAUGUGGAUCAAGUGGAGCAGUUACUUGGCCUGGCAAAAUUCCCAACCUGGUUUGGUCCAGGGAGCCGCAUCAUCAUAAUUACACGAGACAAGGGUCUACUCGAUGCCUGCAGAGUUAAAAAUGUGUACCCCGUCAAGUGCUUGGACCAAGAGGAUGCGCUCCAGAUGUUUAAACAUAUUUCUUUUGGAGGAGGACCUUGUCCCGACGGUUUUGAGAAACUUUUGAUUAGAGCUUCUCGGCUUGCUCAUGGCCUUCCUUACGCACUUCACUCCUACAGUUUACAUCUGCACAGAAAGACAGCAGAAGAGUGGGAAAAAGUACUGCUUGAAUUUGAAAAAGCUCCUCACACGAACAUAUUCCAUUUCUUGAGAAGCAGCUAUGAAGGCUUAACCCCACGGGAUAAGAUUGCUUUCCUUCAUGUGGCAUGUCUUUUUAACGGACACCAUGUCUUGCGCGCCAGUAGCCUUCUUUUUGAUGGUGGACGUAAAGUAAGACACUUAGUGGAGAAAUCUCUUGUUGACAUAUCAGCUCAAGGGUGCAUAAACAUGCACGUUUUAGUAGAAGAAAUGGGAAGAGAACUCGUGCUUGAAGAAUCCGACCAUAUCCCAGAGAGACAAAGAAUCUUGUGGGGAAAUAAAGUCUAUGAUGUCCUGCUCGACAACAUAGGUACAGAAAGAAUUGAAGGCUUGGCGCUAGAUAUGUGUGAGAUGCCUGACGUGUUACAUAUUGAGGACAGUAGUUUUAGGGCGAUGCGCAAGCUGAAGUUUCUCAUAUUCUACACGCACUUGGAUGAUAAAAGAUCCAAACUGGAGCUCCUUCAACAUGCAGCCAGACUUCCCCGCAUGCUUAGGUUACUACAUUGGGAUGACUAUCCGUUAACAAUCUUACCUUUAUCCUCAGCCGUUCUGGUUGAACUCACUCUGCGUCGCAGCAAUCUUCGGACCCUCUGGAAUAAUGAUAUGGUAAUUUAA